AGCCCACACGGCCGCCCCGCGCUCCCGCCCCCGGCCCCCGGCCACGCGAGCCCCAGGACCCUCAGUAGCGCCCCAGCGCCGCUGCAGCUCAGACACACCGAAAUAGGAAUGAUUUAAUCCAACGACACCUCCCAGGGCUGCCCAGUCCCGGUUCCGCCAGCUCCUGAGAUUGGGGAGGGGCAGAAUCAGGUGGAACUCGGAUUGGGGGGCGGAAAUGGCCCGAGUGGGAGGGAAGGCGCGGGGUCGGAUGCUACCUUGUAACCGAGUUAGGUUCCUGCAGAAAGGAAGGACGAAGGUCACCCACGGACCCUCGGGUGACCUCGGCGCGGCCUGGUGGCCAGGAACACCUGCGCGUGGACGAGGUCCCUUCCAGGGGGUCUCCCUGCAGGGGUCUCCAGGGAGGAAGUGGGCACGUGGGUCCUUAACCUCUCCAUUGCAUCAUCCCCAUCCCGGUGGGUACAGAAGCGCAGCAACCCCGCGAUGCUCCCGGAAGACACCGCGUCUCCAACAUUUACACGGAGAUGCUGCUCGGCUCAGGUCGGGUCCGUACGCUUCCCGAGGUGCGUACUACGAGAGCCACACACAUCACUACCGAUAUUCCUGGGAAAGUCGGUGCCACAGUUCCGACCUGAAUCCGAAAGUGCUUCUAAAUCCCAUGCUUCACAGAACGUUCGGAAGGGGAGGCGCUCCGUGGGGGCUGCUGCGUGCCCAUGUAGCUGAACUGACUCGAAUAAAAGCGUGUCCACGUCUACAUCACACAUCUGUGUAAAUGCAGAAGCCUGCGGAUGCGCGGAGCUGGCCAGACUUCACAGUGUGCAGACACAUGGGCUCAUGCACGCGCGCGCGCUCACACACACUCACACCCCAAAUUACCUCCGGGAUGGAGAAAGCCGCUGCGGAUUGGCCAGCAGAGCCGUCACUCAUGCCCAGGGGGCAGGGAGACUUCGCAAAGCUGUUUCCUUUUUUUUUUUUUUUUUUUUUUUUCCUCUGCUCUCCUCCCUACCGUUUCAUUUAAUGGUAAAACAACAGCAGAGCUCUGAAAGUUAACCAUCUGCGCGGAGUUUGCCUUCUUUAAGGAGGGAGGCGUCAGACGAUAUCCAUUUAAAUAUAUUUUGUACUUCCACAAAGGAUGGAAAGGGAAAUUAACGAAGGGAGUGGAGGCGGAAAGGGAGCUCCGAGUAAGAAGGAGGGGUCAUCCCGCGGGGGGGGGGAGGGGGCGGGGGCCGAGGGCCAACGCAGGGGAAAGAGUUGUUCUCUACACCGAAAAGGGACUUUGACCUUCCAUUGAUCUCUCAAAAUUAAAAAAUGUUUCUUCACAGGUCAGAUUGCAACAAACGCUCGUUCCUAAUUUAUGAACUCGUCGUUUUGAUUUUAUUAUUUAAGCAUGCGCCAGCAAUCGUGUUUCCUUAAGAAAGAACUGACCUAUUUUUGGCUGGAGAUAAACGAUCAUGUUAACAGAUGUUAAUCUUGUAAUCUGUUUUUCCUGUAAGCACUUUACCUACCCGGGUUCCAGACCUUAAAAAUAACAUCUUUUCCAAAAAGACCUGACGUCACAAUUCACUCCCUGAAAAAUCACACUCCCCCUCCAGUUUCUUCCCCUGCAAUGAUUUCAAAGACAUUAAAUCUUUUCCACUUUAUAAAUGCUGAUCUGUUCUGCCUCUACUCCCACAGGCUCUGAUUUGCAUUUCAAAUUCCACAGGUUACACCAGUCGCCUUUUCAAAAAAUGUAAACCAACAAUGAAGCAGCAAAUGGCUUUUUGUGCAUCUGGAUUAAAUAAAGCACAGAAUGAAUAUAUUU
Chlorocebus sabaeus (green monkey) is the source of this 1798-nucleotide messenger RNA. NCBI's taxonomy places the organism in Eukaryota, Metazoa, Chordata, Mammalia, Primates, Cercopithecidae. The record is from RefSeq and is a predicted model, not a curated record.